This is a messenger RNA of Erigeron canadensis, 1713 nucleotides long. Its product is annotated as xyloglucan galactosyltransferase XLT2-like. Gene Ontology annotation, molecular function: galactosyltransferase activity. The record is from RefSeq and is a predicted model, not a curated record. Lineage: Eukaryota; Viridiplantae; Streptophyta; Magnoliopsida; Asterales; Asteraceae. The transcript has 2 exons. Bases 33 to 1493 code for a protein of 486 amino acids. Gene Ontology annotation, biological process: xyloglucan biosynthetic process.
CUGGCCUUUACUUCCAAGUCCACAACUUCACCAUGUUCACCUUUAACAAAUCCAAAAUCUUCAUUCUCAAAAUUUAUCACUCUAUACAAUCUCAAUUCACUUCACGCCCUCUCAUCUCCCUCUUCAUAUUCUCCAUAUUUCUCAUCAAAAUCUUCAUCUUAUGUACUCACUCCCCGUCCCCUCCAGCAAUAUCGCUCUCACCUCUCGUAAACAAAAAAUGCGAAAACGGAAUGAUCUAUGUAUACGAACUACCAACCAUGUUCAACAUAGAUUUAAUAACUAAAUGCGGUAAUCUAGAUUUAGAUCCUUGGCAUUGGCAGUGUGGCGUAGCCACAAAUAGUGGUUACGGAACACUAGCCAAUGAGCUGGUCGGGAUUAUACCGACCAGCUUAGUUAAAACAUGGCAUCGGACGAACCAGUUUUCGUCCGAAAUCAUUUUCUAUAACAAGAUCAUGAGACAUGAAUGCAGAACCAUGGAGCCGGAAUCAGCCACGGUGUACUACAUACCGUUUUACGCUGGACUCGCGGUUGGACAAUAUCUAUUUUCUGAAAGUAGUAACGAAGCACGUGAUUUUCAUGGCGUGAAGUUAAUAGAGUGGGUCCAGACACAACCGUACUGGCAAAAAUCCAACGGUUCUGAUCAUUUUUUAGUACUUGGUCGAAUCACAUGGGAUUUCCGUCGGUUAACUGAUCCGGAACAAAAAUGGGGGUCCAAGUUUUUAAAUAUGCAAGAAAUGCAAAAUGUUACACGCCUUACAAUUGAAAGAGCCCCAGCGGACUAUCAUGAUAUCGGUAUUCCUUACCCUACUGGAUUUCACCCGCGUUCGGUUGAAGAUAUUCGGACGUGGCAAAACUUCGUCCGAACCUACAACCGAACUAGUCUUUUUACGUUUGUAGGCGCGGCCCGUGAAGACGUUGGAGAUGAUAUUAGAGGACUAUUGUUGCGUACCUGCCAGAAUGAGUCAAUGUCUAGCAGGGGCGGAUCUAAAUAUGCGUCUGGUACUUGUCGAGUGGUUGACUGUGCGUUGACUCCUUGUGCCAACGGUAGCGUAGAGAUAAUGAAGUCGUUGCUAGGAUCUGAAUUCUGUUUGCAACCGAGAGGUGACAGCUACACAAGACGUUCGGUUUUUGAUUGUAUGAUUGCUGGUUCAGUGCCAGUUUUGUUCUGGACCAGGACAAUGUAUGACCAAUAUCAAUUGUACUUGCCAGAUGAUCCUGAAAGCUACUCGGUUUUUAUAGAUCAUAGUGACGUUUCAAACGGGAAGAAAUCUAUAAAGGAAGUUUUGGAGAGUUAUAGUACGGAAGAGGUUAGGAAGCUGAGAGAAAGAGUUAUUGAAAUCAUACCUAAGAUUGUGUAUAGCGAUAGUGAGGAUGACGAUGGGGAAAUGGAAGAUGCAUUUGAAAUCGCGAUUGAUGAGGUUUUGAGGAGGGUUAAAGAGGAGAAAGAGCAACAACUGCUAGAAUCAGACGAUAAUGUUGUUCACAGGAACUGAUCUUCAUUGCACUUUAAGCAUUUCAUACAAUAUAGAUUAAUUCUGUAUUAUUCAUGAUUAUUUUUUGGUAUUUAUUCAGUGUGUAACGAUACAUAUGCAUAUUCCAAAAUACUGCUACUAAAUAGUAUUCUCGGUCCAGAUAAUGAGGUUAGAAAGGCUCAAGUGUAGAAUUCUCUCAUAUUUGCUUUUAUUAAAGGUGAAGUGAAAGAUAUUGGGUAAA